This is a messenger RNA of Schistocerca gregaria, 1771 nucleotides long. Its product is annotated as tubulin alpha-1 chain-like. Gene Ontology annotation, molecular function: GTP binding; structural constituent of cytoskeleton. The transcript is spliced from 6 exons. Bases 220 to 1563 code for a protein of 447 amino acids. Gene Ontology annotation, cellular component: microtubule; cytoplasm. Gene Ontology annotation, biological process: microtubule cytoskeleton organization; mitotic cell cycle. Lineage: Eukaryota; Metazoa; Arthropoda; Insecta; Orthoptera; Acrididae. The record is from RefSeq and is a predicted model, not a curated record.
AAAAUGGUCAAGGCACGUAACCUGAGAACCAUAGAGUAGCGUCUAGCGUCAUAUCUCUGGUUUCAAGGAAAAAGCAAUGUAAACGAAAAAAUUGAAAGAGUGAAAAUAUUGCUCAACUCAUAUUCCCCACACCAACAAAAUUUUUCGUAACGAUUUUCUCAAUUCAAGUACAUAAAAAUUCUUUUUUGUUCUUCACCUCUUGUCACCAAAAUAGUCAAUAUGAGGGAAUGCAUUUCAAUACACAUUGGUCAAGCAGGAGUGCAGAUGGGAGAUAUGUGUUGGGAACUCUACUGCCUAGAACACGGUGUGACACCUAAUGGCACCAUGAAGAAUAUAGACAGUCAGUCUAAUUCAAAUAACUGCCACAAUUCGUUCUUCUCUGAAAAUGAAGCCGGGAGGCACAGUCCGAGAGCCAUCAUGUUGGAUUUAGAGCCUACCGUCAUAGACCAGGUGCGCAGUGGACAGUACAGGGAGCUGUACCACCCAGAGCAGCUGAUAUCCGGCAAGGAGGACGCAGCCAACAACUACGCCCGCGGCCACUACACAGUGGGCGCCGAGUUGAUCGACGCCGUGAUGGACCGCGUGCGCAAACUCUCGGAGCGCUGCGACGGCCUGCAGGGUUACAUCGUGUCGCAUUCGCUGGGCGGCGGCACCGGCUCUGGCUUCACGUCGCUGCUCAUGCAGCGGCUCGCCGACUCCUUCCGCAAGAAGACCAAGCUCGAAUUCGUCGUCUAUCCAGCCCCGCAGGUAUCUACGGCUGUCGUUGAGCCAUACAACUCAAUCCUGAUGACACACAGCAACAUGGAAUAUUCAGAUUGUUCCUUCAUGGUAGAUAAUGAAGCUAUCUAUGACAUCUGUCGACAGAAAUUGGACAUAGACAGACCAACAUAUAAAAAUUUAAAUCGUCUCAUCAGUCAAGUGGUUUCUUCAGUAACAGCUUCUCUACGCUUUGAUGGUGCACUUAAUGUUGACUUAAAUGAAUUCCAGACCAACCUGGUGCCAUACCCACGUAUCCACUUUCCACUAACAGCAUAUGCACCUGUACUGUGUACUCGUAAGUCAUUCCAUGGUGGAAUGACAGUUCCUGAGAUAACUGCAGAGUGUUUUGAGCCUGACAACCAGAUGGUUAAAUGCAAUCCUCGCAAUGGAAAAUACAUGGCAUGCUGCUUGCUCUAUAGAGGGGAUGUUGUACCCAAGGAUGUGAAUGCUUCUAUUGAAAUGCUCAAAUCAAGGACUGGUAUUCAGUUUGUUAAAUGGAGCCCAACUGGAUUCAAGAUUGGCAUCAACUAUCAGCCUCCAACAGCUGUGCCAGGAGCUGAUCUCGCACAAGUCCAAAGAGCUGUUUCUCUACUAAGUAACACAACUGCUAUUGCAGAAGCUUGGGCAAAGUUGAAUCACAAAUUUGACUUGAUGUACAACAGACGUGCUUUUGUUCACUGGUAUGUUGCAGAAGGAAUGGAAGAAGGUGAAUUUGGUGAAGCUCGUGAAGAUCUAGCAGCACUUGAAAGGGAUUAUGCAGAAGUAGCUAAUGAUUCAUCUGAUAAUAUGUUAGAAGAAUUUUAGGAAGUGUGUAUUGAAAUGUAGUCUGUAUUGUGAUAAUCACCUGGCAUUCAAGUCUCUUCUUCAGAAAUCUGUCGUUAAUCUUUGAAUAAGAAAGUGCAAAAUUGGAAUGCUAUCUUAGAAAAUGACUCAUGCAUAAUCAUACUCCUCUGUGAUUCAUAUAUUUUUGAUGAAGUUUGUAAAAUAUGUCAAUAAAGGUUGGGGAAAUAUA